Prorocentrum cordatum is the source of this 1555-nucleotide messenger RNA. The record is from the annotation of a GenBank genome assembly. NCBI's taxonomy places the organism in Eukaryota, Dinophyceae, Prorocentrales, Prorocentraceae.
CCUCCUCCUCCUCCUCCUCCUCCCUCUCCAGGUGGCCUUCUCGUCGAUCGUAUGCAUGAGAUCUGCGGCUCGAGCGCUGGGCGCUCUCGCGUCAAACGCUGGUGCGCCCCCUGCGCGCUGUCUGGUAGCAGCACGCGCCGUCUUCGUCGCUAGCCUCCUCUUCCUCCGCAGCUGCCUUGGCUCAGAACCCUUGUUUUUUCCAUCCUGUUCUCGGUACCGCCCGCCAUGCGCGUCGUCUACGUCACGCUGGAGUUUGUGCACCCGUUCAGCGGAAACGGUACCGCCUCGCAGAGCUUUGUGCGGUCGUUGCUGCGACUCGGGGACCACGUGUGCGUCGUGUGCGCAGUGCCCGCCGAGGAGGCGGCGACGGGUGACACUGCUGCGCCGCGACCCGUGGACGGGGCCGGCUUGGGCUGGCUCGAGGAUUGGUCCGCGCGGCUGACAGGCAUCUGCCUCCCCGUGGACACCUGGCGCCGCCACGGCCGCGACUCCCCCUGGCUGCAGUUUGCGAAUGCCGCUGGCGGAGAGGCCGCCCAGGAGGCCGUCUCGAAGUUCGCCGCAGCUGGCAAGGUCGACGCCGUGGUCGGCGUGGACUGGGAGGCAACCGCGGCGGCGGAGAAGCUCACACAGGGAGUCGGCGGUGCGGCUGCAGCAGUGCCGCCAGGAACCCCCUACGUCUACUACAACUACCGCGUCUACUUCGAGAACACUGGCAACUCGGAGGACGACGUUGCGUUCUACCGCCGGCAGGAGUCCCUUGCCGUGGCGGCGUCAGGCGCCGCGUGCUGCAUCUGCCUGUGCCAGAGCGACCGGGAGAAGCUGCGGGCCGCCUUCGGCGCCAACCCGCACGUGCUGCUCCCCGCCCUGCGCGACGAGGUGCAGCAGCUGGCGGCGGCCGUGGCGGCGGACGUCCCGCGGAGGUACUUGCUGUGCUGCGUGCGUGUCGUCCCCGAGAAGAACGUGGCCGUCUUCGCCGAGGCCGUAGGGCUGCUGGGCCCGGAGUGGCUGCGGAGCCGUGGGCUGGUGCCCUGCAUGGUGGGCGCCGCGGCCAGCGCCGAGUUUGCGGCCGCCGUGAGGGGCUCUCUGAAGCAGGCGUGUGCCUUCGCGGAGACGGACGACUUCUUGGCCACCGGGCAGCUCGCGGCGCUGAUGUCCCAGAGCGUGCUGAACGUGCACCCCGCGCUGAACGAGGCGUUCGGCAUGACCAUCGUCGAGGCCGCGGCGAUGGGCUGCCCAAGCCUGGUGCACCGCUCGGAGAUCGGGGCAACGGACCUCCUGGAGCCUGGGCGGGAGGUGCUCACCUGCGACAUGUCCAGUGCGUCCUGCAUCGCGUCCCGUCUGCGAGAGCUCUUCGACGACGGCGACGGUGGCCAGCAUAUUCGGCAGGUGGCUGCGCAAGCUCGAGAGAAGGCGCUAGCGUAUGACGAGAUGGAGAACGGCCGGCUUCUGAGAGACAUUUUGUUGGACCCGCAGCCGCCACAGAGAGGGUGAGAUUUGGAAACGGCUAUAAAUUCAUGCUGCUCCUCCUCCUCCUCCUCCUCCUCCUCCUCCUCCU